AGUGACCAGGUCUAAAAGGGAAAAACCCGAGGCCUAGGCUGCUUGCACAGUCGGCCUUGCUUUUCUUGGCUGCAAUGGCUGUGGUCGCAGGCCUUCGGGCCUUUAGGGCGAAGUGGCCCAGCUGGCUCAGGCGCAACCCAUGGGCCCCUCUCUCCGCCGGCUUCUGCAGCCCAGGGUCAGCAGGACCUGCGGGGUCGGAGUCAGAGCCAAGGCUCACCAGCACGCGACAGCAGGACGGAAUCAGGAACAUUGUCUUAAGCCAUCCCAGGAGGAGGAAUGCGCUGUCACUGGCCAUGCUGAAAUCUCUCCGAAGUGACAUUCUUCACGAAGCUGAAAGUGAAGACCUGAAAGUCAUUAUAAUUUCAGCCGAGGGCCCUGUGUUUUCAUCUGGACAUGAUUUGAAAGAGCUGACGGAUGCACAAGGCCGUGAUUAUCACGCUGAGGUAUUUCAGACCUGUUCUGAGGUCAUGAUGCUGAUCCGGAACCACCCGGUCCCCAUCCUCGCCAUGGUCAAUGGCUUGGCCACAGCUGCAGGCUGCCAGCUCGUGGCCAGCUGUGAUAUUGCUGUGGCAAGUGACAAGGCUUCUUUUGCAACUCCUGGAGUGAAUGUUGGACUUUUCUGCUCCACCCCUGCGGUCGCCCUGGGGAGAGCAGUGCCCAGAAAGGUGGCCCUGGAGAUGCUCUUUACUGGGGAGCCCAUUUCUGCCCAGGAGGCCUUGCACCAUGGCCUCAUCAGCAAAGUGGUACCAGAGGAACAGCUGGAGGCAGAGACCAUGAGAAUAGCAAAGAAGAUUGCCUCUUUGAGCCGCUCUGUGGUGGCGCUGGGCAAGACCACCUUUUACAAACAGCUGCCACAAGACCUUAGAACUGCCUACUUCCUCGCCUCCCAGGCCAUGGUAGACAACCUGGCCCUGCAGGAUGGGCAGGAAGGAAUUGAAGCCUUCAUCCAGAAGAGAAAGCCCAUCUGGUCACACUGAGCCCGCAUGAGGAGUGCUGAGUUAAUGGUCAGCCCUAGCUGACCCUCAGCCCUCCCAUCUCCUCCUCUCAACCCAUCCAUAUACUGCCACCUCUUGGUUGUAAGAGAACAUUGCCAGCCUUUCUAACUUGGAUGUUGGUUUCUCAGUGUGUGAUCUGUAUUGAAUGCCAUGGUUCUGUGGGAAAUGAAUACAGGGGAGGAAAUGACUUGCUAGGUCAGUGGGCAAGUUAAUAUGCACUGGGGUGUGCAGGCUGUGACAGAAACCCCAGUACCCAACGGAGCCUGAAGUGAGGUGCUGCCCAUACAGAGGACAGUCAAGUGAAGCGUGAAGGAAGGGUGCCACCCCCAUGCUCCUGCAGUGUCCUUCAGGCGCAGUCUGUUCUGGUUGUUCAUGGCAAGUUGAACAGUUCAAAUCUCCAUGAGAUCAUCUCCCCACUGAAAAACUUCUUGAUUCGACCAGGAAAUCAUCACACCUGUAGCCUAGGAAUAAUCUUAUGUGAUUUGAAUAAAUUAAAUAUUUAUAGA
Messenger RNA from Mus caroli (Ryukyu mouse), 1501 nucleotides. RefSeq names its product enoyl-CoA hydratase domain containing 3 (gene Echdc3). Gene Ontology annotation, cellular component: mitochondrion. Gene Ontology annotation, molecular function: hydro-lyase activity. NCBI's taxonomy places the organism in Eukaryota, Metazoa, Chordata, Mammalia, Rodentia, Muridae. The record is from RefSeq and is a predicted model, not a curated record.